Molecule: messenger RNA, 1072 nt
Organism: Hydra vulgaris (swiftwater hydra)
Lineage: Eukaryota; Metazoa; Cnidaria; Hydrozoa; Anthoathecata; Hydridae
Biological process (GO): regulation of DNA-templated transcription
Molecular function (GO): DNA-binding transcription factor activity; sequence-specific DNA binding
Source: RefSeq, a predicted model, not a curated record
CGAUUUUCGAAUAAACAAGGCGCGAAUGAAUUACCGCUUGCAAAACUUCAUCAACUUUAAGUAGAUUUCAAUUAUUUUAUAAUUCAAUUUAACAGUCAAGAAAACGAUAAAGACCAAGCAAUAAUUUAAAGAAGAUAUUGGGCAAAGAGUCAUAAACUUCCUAAAAACAAAAAAUGGAAUUUUGCGACAAAGCUGAUAACGAAAUUGAGGGAGUUUCACAGCUCUACGCUGGCAAAUCGUUUCCCAAACGUCUAUGGUUACUUUUGUCUAAAAGCUUAGAGUUUAAUUCUGUGAUUCAUUGGAGUGAAGAUGGCCAUUAUGUUGUUAUACCUGUUGAAAGCUACUUUGAGCAAAAAAUACUGCAUAGACGCAAAGGAAAAAUUUUUAAAACUGAGUCGAUGAAGUCUUUUGUGAGGCAGUUAAAUUUGUAUGGAUUUCAUAAAGUGCAGUCUGAAAAAGACGAAGAAUUCUUAUCUUUGUUAAGAUAUAUAGAUAGAAAUCAAUGGCCUCAAGCCGUAUUUAAACAUCCAUAUUUUAUAAAAGGACGGGAUGACUUACUCGAGAAUGUAAAAAGACGUUGCAAUAUUAAACGCAAAAUAAAAAAUGUUCUUCAAAAUUCAGUUGCUUUUGACGAUCAAAAUAUUAGUUUUCAAUAUCCAGUAUACAGCAAUCAAAACAUGGCAUUUAUUACGUCAAACAACUAUCCAUUGAGCAACUCAGGUAAAGAAUCUACUAAACCUUUUUAUCACUUCGAGUGGAGAGCUUUGCAUCCAUACGGCCCGGUACAGUAUUUCAUAUACCCACAAGAAUGUCUAGCUUAUAACACCGUACUUUCUCCAAUUAACCGAUUAGAAACUGAAACCUUUGCUAGUCAAGAUGCUAUUCCACAAGAGUACAACUUCCAAUCUUCAAGCGUUCACACUAAUAAUGAAAACGUUCCUCUUGACACCAAUGAACUUAUAAAUCAGACAUCCCUUGUAUCUUAUUACGAUUCUUUUUGUAAUUUGGCAAAGGAUAUUUAACUAAAUAUAUUAUAUAUUAUAAACUUUCUCCUACGGAAGCAAAAGUUUAA